AUGGCAGCUCCAAAAGGAGGAAAUAAUUUUUUGCAGAUUGGGAGUAAAGAUUACAGUGUGAGAGAUCUUGGUACCAAACGAUGGUUGGAGGGGCGACUGAAUGCCUAUAAUACAGGUCUAUUCACAACACCCAACUAUAGUGCUCACAUCGAACGACCAAUUGCGCCUGUGCGAAAUUAUGUACGAUACUGGCUAUCGCCAACAACAUGGCAAUCGCGUCGUGAGAAAGAGCUGAACCUCGGCUCAGCAUCGGCACGAGGCGAUUAUUCGUACUCUUCAAGAUAUUCCAAACAUCCAACUUAUUCGCGUGUUGCCAGUCGUCUUUAUACAAAUUAUUGA
Molecule: messenger RNA, 339 nt
Organism: Gongylonema pulchrum
Lineage: Eukaryota; Metazoa; Nematoda; Chromadorea; Rhabditida; Gongylonematidae
Source: the annotation of a GenBank genome assembly